GUCACCAUGUUGGAAACCGAGGACGCACGAAACUAAAUAUACACACGUGAGAAGGACGAGAUCGAUAACGCGGAAAUUCUCAGUUUGUUUGCUCAUAGAAAACACCGGUGUCUGGUUUGCAGUAUGUAGAGUAAUAUGAGAGCUGUGCCAUGGUCGUUUAUGGCGAAAUGAAGUUGCUGCUUUGUACUUGGCAAGUUCGAAUAUUGUGUUCGUGAUUAGCGGUAUUGUGUAGCGAUCCAGAUUGUGUGUACAUGUACUUGCCGUCUUCCACUGGACCCGAUCUUUUUGCAAGUUUGUUAAAGAUGAACUGCAUUGCAGCGUGCAUAUUGGAAGCUUAACAAUGGAAAUAAUCUGCUGUCAUGAAGACUGUUAGUCAGUUUGCACAGCAGUUGCCUUCCAACAUCUACAGGAUGAUUUAUUUGUGCUGGAAUACUGAUUAGCGAUGUUGUAGCAAAGCUUGACACUGAAGUAAUGGGUAACGGUGCAGUGACCAUGGGCCAGACGGGGCUGGCCCUCCCCGUGCCCUCCAAGAGCCGCUACAAGUCGUGGCAGAAGUUUGGCAACAUCCGAGCCACCCACAUGGCAGUGUUGCGCAUGCAGGGGGGCCAGGCAGGCCACCUGUGGAAAAACAGCCGCGGAGAGCGGGAACCGUGGAAGACGCUCCUCCUUCAGGCCCAGGAGACACUGGAGGAGGAGCGGAGCCAGGCACGGCAGGGCGGGGCAGGGGCUGGGGCCGGCGGGAUGGACUACCGCUCGGUGAUGCAGGGGGAGGCAGCCUGGCCGCACCUCAAGCGCAACGCCCGGGAGGUUUGGGUCUUCAUCAGCUCUACCUUUACCGAUAUGAAGCUGGAGAGGAACCUGCUCAUGGAGGACGUGUAUCCGUUUGUCAGGGAGUACGCCAGGCUGAUUGGCCUGUCCUUCAAUCCUGUAGACAUGCGGUGGGGGAUACGGCAGACUGUAUGUGAUGCCCACCAGGCCAGCGAGAUCUGUCUGGACGAAGUGGAAAGAUGCAGGGAGAAUUCCGUGGGACCGUUUUUCGUGUGCAUCCUGGGCCAGAAGUACGGGUACCGGCCCAUCCCGUACCGCGUGUCUCAGUCCGUAUUUGAGCCAAUCAUCGGGUACAUCGAACGCCAAGCGGAGACAGACAGCUCGAAGGUGGAAGCGUUGAGACUCCUCAAGGAGUGGUUUCGGCUGGACACCAACUCUGUUGACUGUGAGUACGUCAUGCAGCCAAUUGUCUGGAAGUUUCCCAAGCAUAACGAGGAUGCCAGGCAGAGGGAUGGCUGGUGGGCAGAGUUCUGCACCAUGCGGAUGGCCUUCUUUGCCGCCGUCAAGCAGGUGGUCCAGGACCCCAGCUUGCGGCAGGAGAUCCUGCGCUCCAUCACGGAGGGGGAGAUUGCCAAGGCCAUCCAGGGCAGCCACCCGGCCGGCCACUGCCGCUUCCAGUUCUUCCGCCGGGCCUUUGCGGGCUUCAGCCUCCGGGCGGAGGGCGCCUCGGGCUACGUUGACUGGGACGGGGGACGGGUGGAUGCGGAGGCAGCCAUGAAGCUGGACAACCUGUCGGAGAGCAUCGCCAACACGGUCAGCAGUGAUCGCAUUGAGAAAUAUAGCCUCCACUUUCUGCCGACCGCAGAGGCCAUGUUUAAAGACGACAGGAACAAGGACCACCUGCGAAAUUUUCUGGAUCAAUUCUGCCAUUACCUCGUGAAAUCAGUCCAUCAGGGUGCGUUGUCCUUAGCGAGUGCCUUGGAUGAUUCUCUUUACACCGAGGUCAUCAGUCACAGCAUCUUCUGCCGCGAGCGGGCGGACUUCUUUGCCGGACGAGAGAGGUUGAUCGGGAGCUUGAUGGCAUACUUGAAGCGGCCGCACGGCGAAAGACCCUUUGUGGUUCACGGCUGUGGGGGCAGUGGUAAGUCCUCUCUGCUGGCCAAGGUCAUCAGUCGAUCCCUGGAAUCUUGGAAGGGAUGUGAAAUAGGGAGACCUGUUCAUCUGAUGCGUUUCAUUGCCAGUACACCGCACUCCUCCAACAUCCGAGAUCUGCUCUACUUCAUCUGUUUACAACUGAGUUACUGCCUGAAUUUGGACCAAGAUUCAGUGCCGACUGAGUACAGACUCCUUGAGGCCAAGUUUCAUGAUCUACUAGGCAGAGCAACUGCAGAGAAGCCCUUCAUGAUCUUUUUGGAUUCCUUGGAUCAGCUCAGUAACGAGAACGAAGGUCGCGACCUCCAUUGGUUAAGGUCCGUCCUGCCCAAGCAUGUACAUCUCAUCGUGACGAUCCGACCCAAUGCUGGGGGUGCCCUGUCCGCCAUGAAAAACCUUGUCAAGCAUGAGGAGUCCUAUCUCGAAGUCUUGAGACUAGACGAGCAGGACCAGAAUAGCCUGAUCGAUAUGAUGCUGAACAAGGCCGGCAGGAGGCUGCAACCAGACCAGAAAAGUCUGGUGCUGAAUGCCCACCAUGACAAUGACCCGACUCCACUGUUCACCCGGCUGGCCUGCGACAUCGCCAUGCGUUGGCGUUCUUACACGCCGAUGGAGGAGUGCCGUCUGGCGGACAGCACACCAGGCCUCAUCAGGCAGCUGUUCAAACAGUUGGAAGUCAAACAUGGUGAGAUCUUUGUGCGCCAUGCCCUAGGCUACCUGACUGCUUCCACCUCUGGUCUGUCGGCCAGCGAGCUGAUCGAUGUGCUGUCAUGUGACGACGUCGUGCUAGACGAUGUCUUCCAGUAUCACAUUCCACCCAUCAGGAGGCUGCCCCCGUUGCUGUGGACCCGACUCCGGCUAGACUUAGGUGACUACUUAGUGGAAGGCGGCGUGGAUAACUCAGUGGUCUACCGUUGGUAUCACAGGCUGUUUUAUGAGACGGCUAGACAGAUGUACCUGGGGGAGUCAGGGCCUUUGCUACACCAAGCUCUGGCCAUGUACUUCUUGGGGCGAUGGGCCGACACCCCCAAGCCCUACACGGAGAAGGACUCGGGCAAGCUGGCCGUGGCCCACCGCCGCGUCCAAUCCCAGCCCUUGAUUCUGAACUCCGCCUCAGCCUGCCAGCAGCGGUCCUUCACCGAUGUCAGCAGCACCACCAAGCCCAAGACCAUCCACUGGAACCUCAGGAAGCUGACAGAGCUACCGCGGCACCUGGUACGGGGCAACCUCUGGGAGGAAUGCGAGAUGGAGAUGUGUUCAAUACCCUGGGUAGAGGCAAAAUGUCGGACAGGACGCAUCUACAAACUUCUUCUGGAGUUGGCGGAGUCUGCCGACAAGAGCGAGUCGGUGAACACCAAGCUGAAGGACUUCUAUCGCAUGGUACGCUCCAACGUUAGUAUCAUCCAGAGACAUCCGGAGCUGAUCUGCCAGCAGGCACUGAAUGAGCCUGACUCCUCUACCUGCUCAGCAGUGGCUAAGGAGUACCUGGCCGUGAGAGGGAAACACAUGUUUACCUGGUUGGACCUAUCCAAGGAUCAGAACAAGCGAGCCGAGAUCAUGACCCUGACCCACACGGCGCCGGUCAGGCUCUGCCAGUUCUCUGUUAACUGUAAAUAUCUUGCCACGGCCUGCACCGACCGCACGGUGCGAGUGUGGAGGGUUGCCAGCGGAGCCUUGGAGGUCACGGCCGAGGCCGACCCCAUCAAGAUGGCCUUCCCCACCCACUGCCACUGGCUGGCCGUCCUGGAGAAGACCGGCAUUAACUUCCUGGGGCUAGGGCAGGGCGGGCAUGCCAAAGGUAAGUUUGUACUGCAGAUACCCACAGAGCUGGAGCAGCAAGUGAGCGUGUGCAUACCCAAGACCAACCGACACAUCUACGUUGUGGCUUUCGGCCGGCUCAACGUCUACAGUACCAAUGACGGGAAACUGGUGCAGAAAAAAGAACUCAAGUGUCGCCCCAAAGCCGUAUCCUUCGCAUCUGGUGGAAAGUUGUUGGCUAUUGCCAAUAAGGAUGUCUUCCUCUGGGAUAUGGCCAAGGAAACAGACACCAAGCACUUUGAGACCCAAAACCUCAAGGCCCAGCUCAAUAGCUGUAACCUGCAGUUCUCCGGCGACGGGAAGCGGCUGAUGGGCGUGCUGCCCAAUGGCACCUACCGCUGGGCCGUCAGGGGUAACAACACCAAGGCCCAGGGCCACAAGCUGUCACUGACCUGCCAGACGGGUUCCUCCGCCAUCUCCAAGAACUUGGACUUUGUGGCCUCCCUUUGCGGGGAGAAUGACCUGAGGGUCCUUCGUCUCCAGCCUACGGUGGAGUGGUGCCUCUUGCAGGGACAUCAGGGCCCUGUGCUUGCAGCAGACUUUGGUGAGACCCAGAACGAGGACCAGCUUCUGGCCACGGGGAGCCAGGACUGUUCAGUCCGGAUCUGGGAUACGGCCAGUAUCACCAAGCACAUCACCGUACAGGAUGAGAAUCACAGCGGAGCUGUUGAUGGCUGUGUUUACUCGGACGAUGGCCGCCUGGCUGUGUCCUCUUCCCCCAGUGAAGAUCACCUGGUGUGGAGUGUCACCACGACGCCCCCAAAGGUCACUCACCACCUUCAGUCCAUCGAGUCAUGCAAGCCGGGCGAGGUGUUGUGCAUAUCUGCUAAUUUCGUCGUGGGCUCUUGCAAUGGCAACGACUUUGACAUCUGGAACCUCAAGAGCCCCCCACUGAGGACCGACAACAUGGUCAUCAAGGGAAUACACAGACUGCUGCCCUACGUGAACCCACACCUCACCUUCACCGUCUUCCGGCAGGCCCUCCUUUCCUGCUUCACCACGUCCAACCGUCCAGGCAUCCUGUACCUCUACGAGGUCCUGCCAGCCGCGGCCCUGAGGGACUGGCUGCAGAAUCCGGACAUCUUGCCGCCUGUCCAGGCCUACGCCCAGGACGUCAAGGAGUUCAAGCACGGUGCUAAUUUCCUGGUUCCUGCAGCCACACUGAAUUCCGAAUGCAGCCGGCUGGUCACUCUGACUGUCAAGAUGACCAGCGAGCAGAUGAUGGCCUCCACCAUCCGCUUUGACAAACUUGAGUACCACCACGGCUCACCCGAGCUCCUGGUCUGGGACGUCCAGCGCCAGAACGUCCUCAGAAAACACCAGCUGGAGAACUCAGUGGGCCGGUUCCACCAACUGGGUGUCCUUGCGGACAAGUGCAUCAUGUUCUACCAGCGGAAGGUCUCUGGUGCCACCCUGAAGACCAACGGUCACAGACUGGGAGAUGAGGUCACCGAGGCUGUCGUCCAGGUCUUUGGCAGCGGCUCGGAACCACUCCUGAAGACCAUCUGCAUUCAGGGAGCUUAUAACAAGAUGGUGAUGCCAGCAGACGGUUACAUCAACCCCAGACAACCGCUGGACAAGCAGCUGGAAAGCAUCCUGCUGAACUGCAUUGGUCCCGAGGGCAUCUUGACCACCUCCAAAGUGGGCACCGGUCAGCCCGUCGGCAAAUUCAUGCUGCAAGUGGCCAAGGUCACCUGCUAUACGUUCUCGCCAGACAAUCAGACGGCCAUGGUGGGCUUUGACAGUGGCCAUGUGCACUUCCUGCGGAUGUACAACGCUGUCGGGAAGAACUACUACAAAUGAAGUGAUAAAGAUACCAAAUCGUACCUCACGAACUAUAAUUAUUGAUUUAACUUCUAUUUGACUCCAUUCUAGAGCUGUGAGAAGUUCAGUCCCAGAUCUGAAGCUGACAAUGAGGAGCUGGUAAGCGUGGACAUUUUGAUCAGCAAUCAAUUUAUGAAAGAAUAUUUGCCCUGUGGGAACAGGUUUAACCUGUCCAGUUGUCCUCUGUGGUGCACACUGCUUUUCACUGGGUUCCUGCAUUGAUAUUGCUAAGCAACAGUGUCUGUGGAAUGAUUCCACGACCUUUGGCCAAGGGCCUUUGUUUAUGGAGCAGCUAAGCAGAUUACAAUUUGGGUUUUGUUUUAGAAAAAUAUCCCUGUGGUGGAAGCUUUUUAUUGUCUUGCAGUGUGUGUGUGUCAUGAAUCUGUUCCUCGUUGGACAGGUGAAACAGCAUUUUAUCUUAUUUGUUCAUGGUUCUUUUAACCCUAAAAGAGCUAGGGGGGAAAUCCAACCCCCCCCCCAACAUAUUUCCUGAUAUCUCCACAGUA
Messenger RNA from Acanthaster planci (crown-of-thorns starfish), 6068 nucleotides. RefSeq names its product telomerase protein component 1-like. Gene Ontology annotation, molecular function: protein binding. Lineage: Eukaryota; Metazoa; Echinodermata; Asteroidea; Valvatida; Acanthasteridae. The record is from RefSeq and is a predicted model, not a curated record.